This is a messenger RNA of Stylonychia lemnae, 2418 nucleotides long. Lineage: Eukaryota; Ciliophora; Spirotrichea; Sporadotrichida; Oxytrichidae. The record is from the annotation of a GenBank genome assembly.
AUGAUGCAUAAAGAUAACAACACUAGAAUUAGAAUAAUGAGAAUCAAGAUUAGAUUUAAGAGCUAAUAAUAAGCCAACUAAGAUCAACAUAAAUCUGAAUAAUCACAAGAUCAGAAUCCAUUAGACCUUUCAGAUAUUGAAUUGACAGAGUAAGAACUUGAAGAGUUCAAGAGGUUUGACGAGGAAUAGAAAAGAUAGCAAAAAGAAGAGGAGUUAAGAUUAUAGAGAGAAUAAGAGGAGUAGGAGUAGUUGAGAAAAAAACAGGAGGAGCUGACGAAAAUAAAAUAGGAGGAGGAAAAAAAGCGUAAAUUUGAGGAGAUACGUCGAAGAAAGGCUGAACAGCUCUAAAAAGAACGUGAAUUAAAAGAAGAAGAGAAUAAACGACAAAGACUGGAAGAGUUGGAAAGAGAAAGACUUAAAAAAGAACAGGAGGAGGCAGAAGCAUUACAAAGGAAAAAAGAAGCCGAUGAAAUUGAGAAGUAUUAAAGAGAGGAAGCUGAAAGAGAAAAAAUAGAAAUGGAAGCUAGAAUGGAAUAAGAGAGAAUUGAUAAUGAAAUUAGGCAAGAGGAAUAAAGAUUGUAAAGAGAAUAGGAAGAAAAAUAAUAAAAAGAGGAGCAAGAGAGAUUACAAAGAGAAUAGGAGGAAAAAAGAAUAAGAGAGGAAGCAGAGGAAAAAGAGAGAUAAUUACAAGAGAUUCGAAGAGAGUAAGAAAGAUAAGAGCAAGCAAGGCGAGAAUAAGAGAGAAUAGAAAAUGAAAGAAUUGAAUUAUAAAAGUAAGAACAAUCGGAAUAGGAGAGAAUUUAAAGAGAAGCUGAAUAACAACAAAAGAUGCUUGAAGAAUAAGCUUAGCUAGCAGAGAUUCAAGAAAAGUUAAAAUAGGAAUAAGAACUAUUGGAAAUGAAAUAGAGAUAAUUGGAGGAAUAAUAACGUCUAGAAAAAGAGCAACAGUAAAGGUAGGAAUAAGAGAGGUUAGAAAGUUUAAAUGCAGAACGAAAGAGAUAGGAAUAGGAAAUGCAGGAGAAAGAGGAAAGGGAAAGAAGAGAAUAAGAAAAGAGAUAGCAAAGAGAGAAUGCUGAAAUGGAAAGGCAAAAAAGACUCUUGUUAAAAGAGGAGGCUGAGAGAUAAAAAUUAGAAUUAGCAAGGCUAGCAUCACAAUAAGGAAUGAGUGAUCAGACUGAAUAGUAAAUAUAAUAGCAACACGACAUCAAUAUGGAACAAAUUUAAGAGGAAUAUUAAUAGUCUCAAACUGUAACAUAAGAAACUAAUGAUGAUAAUGAUUAUGAUGAUGAUUAAAAUUCAUAAUCUAAAAAUCAAAAUCUUAAAAUCUAAAAUACUGAUCAUGAAGAUAGAGAUAAACAUCUAGAUUUUAAAAUCAAUAAGACUUUACUUACAAUGCCACCUUAAGCAGCAGUAGCCUUCUCAUUGAUUGAUUAUUUAAUUGCAGUAGAUUCAUUAGUAAACCUUGAACAUAAACUUCAUUAAAUGCAUGAGUUUAGUCUCUAAAAAACAAAAAUCCUUAGAGAUCACUAUGGUAUUCCCCAUCCUAUGGAUAAACUGGUUUUUGCAGUAUUACUCAUUCUCUCAGUAGUAGUUUCUUAAUUCUUAAUGAAGAAACUGUUCGCUGGAAAUAAUUCAAACUAAUUCAGAUUCAAUAGUCCAGAUUUUGCAGAGGUUGGAUUAUUAAUCACCUCUACAAAGAAACUAUAAGAGGACAUUGUCCAUAUCAAGAAGUCAAUUAGUGCCGAUCCAGCUAAUAGCUAAAACUAGCUUAAUGAUCUGCUGGAUUAGCAAUUCUAGCGAAUAUCAUAAUCUCUUAGUCAGGUAUCAUAACUUUCCUAAAAACUAGAUAUCCUCUCGCAAAGUUAAUAGAGUCAAUCAAACACUUAAGAUCAGUAAAACUAGAUUAUUGCUGAUUUCUAUAAAAGAAUAAAGAUAAUUGAGGGUAAAAUUGAAGAAAACCUUAAGAAAGAGAAUGAUCAAUAAAAAUUGAUAGAAAAUUUGGGCAAGUAGUUGCAAGAUUUACCUAAAAAUUUAGUCGCCAAUCCUCCGAUAGUAAAUGAAUCUUAGGCGAUAUCAAUCAUUGAAGACCAACCCUCAAAAUAAGGUCAGAUUUAAUCACAAUAGUAUCAAAUAGUUAAUCAAUAACAACAAAAACUGGUGCAAUCAUAGCAACUUCCUAAUACUAUUUAGAUUCUAGAUCAAACUAAAAUCCCUACAAACUAAAUAUCUCAAUCUCAACUUAAGAUUUUAGAGCUUGAAGGUUCAGAACUUGAGGAAAGUGAAGAGGUUGAAGAGAUUGAAGACGAGGUUGAGGAGGAAGAAGAAGAAGAUGAAGAGGAAGAAUAUGAUGAAGAAGAGGAAGAGGAAGAUAAGGAAGAGAUUACUCAAAGAGCAAGUAAUUAGAAAAACAUUGUCUGA